Molecule: messenger RNA, 1092 nt
Organism: Prunus armeniaca (apricot)
Lineage: Eukaryota; Viridiplantae; Streptophyta; Magnoliopsida; Rosales; Rosaceae
Source: the annotation of a GenBank genome assembly
AUGAGGGCAGAAGUGGACAAGCUAACUAGCAUUGAAUUUAUCAAGGAGGUGGACUAUCCCACCUGGCUCGCCAAUGUGGUGAUGGUUCGAAAGGGCACCAAGGGCUGGCGCAUGUGUGUAGACUACACCAACCUCAAUCGGGCCUUCCCGAAGGAUAGCUUCCCCCUACCCCGCAUCAACCAGUUAGUUGAUGCCACAGCUGGCCACGCCUUUCUCAGCUUCAUGGAUGCUUACUCUGGGUACAACCAGAUUUUCAUGCAUCCUGAGGACCAAGCCCAUACCUCCUUCAUCACGGAUCGUUGCCUUUACUGCUACAAAGUCAUGCCCUUCGGCCUCAAGAAUGCCGGGGCCACAUAUCAGCGUCUGGUGAAUAGCAUCUUCGCUCCCCUAAUUGGCAACACCAUGGAGGUUUAUGUUGAUGACAUGUUCGUCAAGAGUCGCACUACUGACCAGCACAUCCCCAACCUCUCAGCCAUGUUCACCAUUCUGAAGCAGUAUAAGAUGAGGCUCAACCCCACCAAGUGUGCAUUUGGGGUGGCUUCAGACAAAUUCGUUGGCUUCAUGAUCAGCGAGAGGGGUAUUGAGGCCAAUCCAGAGAAGAUCAAGGCCAUAUUAGACAUGGCAAUACCCAAGACGAUCAAGGACAUCCAGAGCCUUACCAGGCGUGUCGCAGCCCUGACCAGAUUCAUCUCCAAGGCCACUGAUCGCUACGCCCCCUUCUUCAAGGCACUUAAGGGUAGCAAGCAGAGUAUUACCUGGACCACUGAGUGCGACAAAGCUUUCAAUGAGCUGAAGGCGUAUAUGAGACGGGCCCCCUUAUUGUCAACACCUGAGCCUGGAGACACCCUCAUGAUCUAUCUCUCCGUCUCGGCUACAGCGGUCAGUUCUGUGCUCAUCCAGACAAAGAACAGUGCUGAGCACCCAGUGCAUUACGUCAGCAAAGCAUUACAGGACGCCGAGGUUCGGUACAGGACGCCGAGGUUCGGUGUCAGGAUCCACGGUCGACUCCCCUCCACUAGCAUUGGCACAUCCCCGCGCCUCGGCCUCCGAAGGACUCGUGGCCUCAGCAGACGGAGUGGCUGCAAACAGUGA